Limanda limanda (common dab) is the source of this 2209-nucleotide messenger RNA. It is a transcript of the gene nabp1a, whose product is annotated as nucleic acid binding protein 1a. Gene Ontology annotation, molecular function: DNA binding. NCBI's taxonomy places the organism in Eukaryota, Metazoa, Chordata, Actinopteri, Pleuronectiformes, Pleuronectidae. The coding region runs from base 816 to 1463 and encodes 215 amino acids. Gene Ontology annotation, biological process: double-strand break repair via homologous recombination; response to ionizing radiation; mitotic cell cycle checkpoint signaling. Gene Ontology annotation, cellular component: SOSS complex. The transcript has 6 exons. The record is from RefSeq and is a predicted model, not a curated record.
UCUUAAAUCAGGGGUUCAACGUGUGUCACUUUUAAAUGGUGGUUUUCCUGCUUUAGUGGUUUCUCCACAAAUAACCAGUAAGUCUGACCCUACUGGGACCAGCACAGCUCGAUGUGGACGGGACUCACCGGGGUGUCGUGUAAACAAAGCAUUUAAGAGCCUAGCCUAGCAGAGCUAACACUGUUAGCAUAACAGCAAAACACAAAGGGAACGCGGCGGAUUGGGCGUUUUAUUAUAUAAUAUAAAAGAUGUAUUAUAUUAUAUAAUUCAUGUGAAUGAUCGAGUGCUACAGGAGCUCCAGAGAGUUCUCCAGCUGGGGUGCAACAGAUCGCCAUUUGUCGAAACUCUAAUCAAACUCGGGUUAUUGCUCGCAGAGUGCUGUUCCAGCUGUUAUUAGCACGGUAUCCCCCCCUCCGUAUCGAGCCGAGCCGUGCCGGGUGAAGGAAGAAGCGGCCCAUUAUGUUGAUAGUGGCGGAAGGAAAGAUGCACAGGGAGACUCUUGAAAGAACAAGUAGGUAGCGAGCUAGCUAGCUAGCUGCUAACCCGGGAUAGUUCACCUCUCUUCCGCCUGUCACGCUUUCUAAACCGCCUCUGGCUCGGUUGUACCCGACUUAAAGAACCCGGUGGCCCGCGUGUUUAUUGACAGUUAACACCAGCGACCCCCAGGAGUUGGGUUAGGGUUAGCAUUCGGCUAGCAGGGUGGGUGUUAAAGCUAAGCUAGCAAGCGACCCACAGUGACGACACAGCCAGCUCCUCGCUGCCGACCCACUGACAGGACGGAAGCCCACGUAGGCUACUCCUCAGCCGGACUCCUGAUGGCAGCGCCCGCCACCGAGGCCGUGUUUCUGCUGAAGGACGUAAAGCCCGGGUCCAAGAACCUGAACAUCGUCUUCAUCGUGCUGGAGAUAGGACGAGUCACCAAGACGAAGGAUGGCCACGAGGUGCGCUCCUGCAAAGUGGCCGACAAGAGCGGGAGCAUCGCCAUCUCCGUGUGGGACGAGCUGGGCAGCCUCAUCCAGGCCGGAGACAUCAUCAAGCUCACCAGAGGCUAUGCAUCCAUAUGGAAAGGAUGCCUCACUUUAUACACUGGAAGAGGAGGAGAUCUGCAGAAGAUUGGAGAGUUCUGUAUGGUGUAUUCAGAAGUGCCCAACUUCAGUGAACCAAACCCAGACCUGCAAUCCCAAACAAACCAGAACAAGUCUGGUAAACCCGACCAGAACCAAAGGGGGAACUCUCCGCCCAAUCAGAAUUCAGGUAAUGGUGCCAUGACACCGUACACCCCCACCAACAGCAACCCGCCAUCCGGUCCCCCCCGUGACCCCACGUAUGGAAACUCCGGGCGACCCAACGGUCGGUCGCCCGGCAACGGAGCACCAACCUCUUCGGUGUCUGGACCCCCCACGGCCCCAAAGUCCUCAGUUACCAUUAGCAACGGCAGGGACCCGCGCCGUGCCAAAAGAUGAGAUUGAGGUGUGGCUGACUCGAGUGGGCGUAAUCAUGUUGAGGGGGUGGAACAAAUGGAUGUCCUUAUUCCCCCCCCCCCCCAUGCCCCCAUUAUAACUCUGAACCUUCCCGAUCACAGCCUAGAGUGACUCUCAGACAGAACCAGUUAAAUUGGGGACUAUUUGCAUUAUUGUUCAACAGGCCAACAAAGUCAAAUCGUGAUCCACCACUCGAUGCAGGAGCAGGAAGUGUUCGGUCGACCUUCUCAGUCGGCCGCCUCGUCCUCUUAAAUCACUGCAAACUGCCAGUUCUGUGCCAGUGUAACCCCCCCCCACCCCCCAAACACACACACACACACGCUGUCCUAUAACCCUUCCUCCUUCGAACGACACACCCUACUUGAACACUCGAUGCACUUUCUUCUCUUAAUUUAUGUCGGGGACAAACUUGGCUGUCAUUUAGUUCAGGAAAUCCGUUUCUGCUUUUUUCUUUUUCAUUUUGUGGGAAAAGGCCUUAAAGUUAGUGAGUGAGUUCUCGGACUGAAUGAACAAGGGUCUUUCCCUCUCGUAGCCAAACUGCAUCCCAAGUGACUCUGUGGAAAGGACAGGUGUUAGUUAUGAACUUUUAAACUGAUUUCUUUUGUUUUUAUUUCAUCCUUAAGACAUGUUUUCCUUGUUUGCCAUCAGUUGUACUCAUCCAGGUGGGACCACGUUAGAAACUGGCACAAUGGUUCACCCAAAUAAAUUUUACAGUAAUUUUGCUGCCA